This is a messenger RNA of Sitodiplosis mosellana (orange wheat blossom midge), 1919 nucleotides long. RefSeq names its product WW domain-binding protein 11. The transcript has 6 exons. Gene Ontology annotation, biological process: mRNA cis splicing, via spliceosome. The coding region runs from base 112 to 1809 and encodes 565 amino acids. The record is from RefSeq and is a predicted model, not a curated record. NCBI's taxonomy places the organism in Eukaryota, Metazoa, Arthropoda, Insecta, Diptera, Cecidomyiidae. Gene Ontology annotation, cellular component: spliceosomal complex.
AGUGACAGAUACUAAACUAAGCUGUCUACAUCAGAAACAUUGCUUGUUUCUUUCUUUCUAUCUAAAAAUUCUAAAUUUUAAAAGGGACAGUGAUUUAAACGGAAAUUCAAUAUGGGUCGCCGUUCAAUAAAUACCACUAAAAGUGGUAAAUACAUGAAUCCAACGGAUCAGGCUCGAAAAGAAGCCCGAAAAAAGGAAUUGAAAAAGAAUAAAAAGCAACGUCAAAUGGUGAGAGCGGCUGUGCUGAAAGGAAAAGACCCGGCACAAUUGAUCGAAGAAAUGGAGAAAAUCGAUGAAAUGGAAUACAAUGUAUUACAACCAUCACCAUUGAACGAAAAGGUUCUGCGUGAAAAGCGAAAGAAAUUGAAGGAAACGUUUGACCGUGUUAUGCGAUUAUAUCACAAUGAUGAUCCGGAGCUAUGGGCCGAGUUAAAACGCAAAGAAGUGGAAUAUGAACGACGUCGUAACAAGCGUGUUCAGUACUUUGAGAGUGUACGAACUGCUCAAACCGUUCAAAUCGAAGAUAUUCCAUUGCCAGACAUGAGCGAAAAACCACCAACAGCUCCAGUAUCACAACCGCAACUUCAAUUCGGAUCUGUGCCUAUGCCACCCAGUUUUCCUCCACAAAUUCCAACCGGUGGCGUGCCGAUUCCACCUAGUAUACAGAAUGCUAUUGCUGCCCAUCAAAAGGCAGUGGCUGAAGAGAAAACUGCUGCUAGCGAACCGAAACGAAAAGAUCCUCCUGGUUGCCCACCAGGACCGCCGCCAGAUUUGUUGUCAAUGCGUGAAUUAGAUUCAGACUACGAGAGUGAUGACAGUGAUCGGGGACGAAAGUCACCGGUUUCCAAGCGAUACAAGUCAUCGUCUAGACGGUAUUCGUUAGAUCGAAGUUCGAAUCAAUCAAGUGACCAAAACAGUGACAGUGAAGACGAAGUCGAUGUUCCGAAACCGACGUCAGUGCAGCAACGAAUGCUAGCGAUAGCUGGCCAGAAGUAUGAUGAUUUCAUGAAGGAAUUGGAAAACGUGCACAGUCAAUCAGAUGAUCGACAAUCAUCGAGACAAAGUGACAGACACCGUAGCGAUGGCGAUAGCAGAAGUGAUGACGAUUUGAGAGACAGGCGCAGAGACAGAGAAAGAUUGAGAGAUAACGAUGAAGCAAAACAGGGUGCGACCGAAACAAAUGUCAGUGCACAAGAGAGAAAACAAGACAAUGAACAUAGUGCCGGGCAUGCAUUGCGAAAAGAAAAUCCCGCUGCUAUUCCUAAUAUUUCCGCGGUACCAGCGCCACCAAUGCCACCGCCAAUGAUGCACAACAAAAUGCCAAGACCACCACCACCACCAAUGGGUAUGCCACAAAUGAUGUUCCGACCGCCUCCCAUGCGACCUGGUUUACAAGCACUUGGAAUGCGUAUGCCACCUGCUGGUCCAAAUAUGAUGCCUCGCUUCCGUAUGCCACCUGGUCCACCACCUGGUGCACCUCCAAACCGACUAAUGCAUCCACAUCAUAACAAAUUUGGUCCACAGCAUCCACCACAACAACAACAAAAUAUGAUGCAACAGCCGCCAAAAGAUACAAAGGGAAUGACAACAAUCACAGCUAAGCCGCAAAUUCGUAAUCUAAGCGCUGACGUGACACGGUUCGUGCCAUCUGCAUUACGAGUGAAACGCGAGGAUAAAAAGGUUCAGAAACCAAAGUCAUUCAUCAAUGAAUACAGUCGACAACAGCAAAGUGAAAGCACGGCAAAUAAGGGAACAACCAAGGACGAUGCCUACAUGCAAUUCAUGCGUGAAAUGCAAGGUCUUUUGUAAACGUCUCAAUCAGUUAGUUUUUAACGAGAUAGAAAAGAAAUUGACUCAUUACAACUUAUACGGAAAAUGUAAACGAGAGUUUAAAGAGAAAUAAACGAUUUUAAUAACAA